AUUAACUCUAAUUGCAUUUGCAUUACAUGGCUUCUUCUUCUCUCUUCCUGUUCCUGCUUUUGGUAGCUGCUGCUGCUGCCGCGACCGCUGCUGCUCCUGGGCUUUCAUGGAACUUCUAUGACUCAUCCUGCCCUAAGCUGGAAUCCAUUGUCAGGAAACAGCUGACCAAGGUUUUUAAAGAUGAUGUAGGCCAAGCUGCCGGCUUGCUUCGUCUCCACUUCCACGACUGUUUUGUUCAGGGAUGUGAUGGGUCCGUGCUUCUUGACGGAUCAGCAGGUGGGCCAAGUGAAAAGAGCGCUAUUCCCAAUUUGACCUUGAGGAAACAAGCCUUCAAAAUCAUCGAUGACCUCCGCCGCCGUGUCCACAAGGACUGCGGCCGCAUCGUCUCUUGCUCUGAUAUUGUUGCUCUAGCCGCCCGUGAUUCUGUCUAUCUAACCGGUGGACCAGAUUAUGAUCUCCCAUUGGGUCGCAGAGAUGGGGUUAACUUCGCCACCGAGGCCGCCACGUUUGCCAAUCUCGUGGGUCCUACCGCUAACACCACCACCAUCCUCACCCGUUUUGCCGCCAAAAACCUUGACAUUGUUGACUCCGUUGCCCUCUCCGGUGGUCACACCAUUGGGAUCAGCCAUUGCCCUGCUUUCACUAACCGCCUCUACCCGACACAAGACCCCAUCAUGGACAAGACCUUUGCCAACAACCUCAAACUCACCUGCCCGGCCCCCGACACCGACAACACCGCAGACUUCGACAUCCGAUCCCCCAACAAGUUUGACAACAAAUACUUUGUCGAUCUUAUGAACCGCCAGGGCCUUUUGACCUCCGACCAGGAUCUCUACACCGACACCAGAACCAAGGGGAUUGUCACAGAUUUUGCGGUCAAUCAAGAUUUGUUUUUCGACAAAUUUGCGAAUGCUAUGGUAAAGAUGGGGCAGGUUAGUGUGUUGACUGGAGGAGAUGGAGAGAUCAGGGCUAACUGCUCCGUUAGAAAUUCUGAUAACUUGAUGUUGUUGAAUCAAGUAGUUGAUCGUGUGGAAGAAGAACAAGGGAGCGUGUCACAGUUUUGAUGACUAUUUUGGUCCUUCUCCACGUGUGCUGCUUUUGUUUUGUUCAAUAAAUUAAUGGAAGAAUGUCAAUUUAAUUAAUGGAAGAAU
This is a messenger RNA of Impatiens glandulifera, 1151 nucleotides long. RefSeq names its product peroxidase 12-like. The coding region runs from base 27 to 1064 and encodes 345 amino acids. The transcript is spliced from 2 exons. Gene Ontology annotation, biological process: response to oxidative stress; hydrogen peroxide catabolic process. Lineage: Eukaryota; Viridiplantae; Streptophyta; Magnoliopsida; Ericales; Balsaminaceae. Gene Ontology annotation, cellular component: plasmodesma; plant-type cell wall. Gene Ontology annotation, molecular function: peroxidase activity; heme binding. The record is from RefSeq and is a predicted model, not a curated record.